This is a messenger RNA of Blastocystis hominis, 710 nucleotides long. RefSeq lists its product as hypothetical. The coding region runs from base 36 to 710 and encodes 224 amino acids. The record is from RefSeq and is a predicted model, not a curated record. The transcript has 5 exons. Lineage: Eukaryota; Bigyra; Opalinata; Blastocystidae.
UUGAUCCAAAUUUUCCAAAUAUUAAUUAACUUUUAAUGUCCCCAAAGAAUAAAGAACCUAAAACCAAGGAAAACACGAAAAGAGGAAAGAAGGAAGUGGACCCCGACAAACCAAAGAAGCCUCUGAGUGGUUAUAUGCGAUAUUGCAAUGAACAGCGUGAGCAGGUCAAGAAGGAAAAUCCUGAAUUGAAACUUACGGAGAUCUCAAAGGUCUUAGGUGAAAAAUGGAAGGAACUGUCUGAAGAGGAGAAGAAACCUUAUCAGGACGCUUAUGAAGCCGAUAAGGAGAAGUACGAUUUGCAGAUGGAGGAGUACAAGAAGACUCAUCCCACCGGAAAGAAGAAUGCGGAUCCCAACAAGCCGAAGAGACCUCUUUCUUCCUAUAUUAUCUUCAGUAAUGACAAACGUGAGGAAGUUAAAAGAAAGAACCCUGAUAUGAGUAACAAGGAGAUUACGACUCUGUUAGGAAAGAUGUGGAAGGAGCUGCCUGAAGAGGAGAAGCAGGAGUACGAGAAGCAGCACGCGGAGGAGAAGAAGGCUUACGAGGAAAAGAUGGGAGAGUACAGACGGGAGCAUCCUGAGCUGAAGGAGAAAACACCGAAGAAGCAGAAGGAGACGAAGAGCACAAUGAAGAAGGUGUCUUCUGAAGAGGAGGCGGUGGAUUCGAAUGAGGAGGAAUCGGAAAAUAUAUUUGAGAAUGAAUCUGAUUGA